Messenger RNA from Vicia villosa (hairy vetch), 663 nucleotides. RefSeq lists its product as uncharacterized. The transcript has 3 exons. Lineage: Eukaryota; Viridiplantae; Streptophyta; Magnoliopsida; Fabales; Fabaceae. The coding region runs from base 1 to 663 and encodes 220 amino acids. The record is from RefSeq and is a predicted model, not a curated record.
AUGGUUGCGGGAAGGAAUGAUAAUGCAAUUGCCGAUGCAUUGAGGAUGUUGGCUGGAUCUCUUGGUCAGAUUCCUCAAGUGAAUGCUGGUAAUCGGAAUGGUGAUGAUGAUGAGUAUCGUACUUUGGGGAAUGAUGCUCAGAGAGUGCAGUUUGGUACUCACAUGCUUGAGAAAGAAGCUGAGGAUUUGUGGGGUAAUAUUGCUCAGAGGUUUGAAGAAGAGGGUAUUCAGAUUACUUGGGAUCUUUUUCACGAUGCAUUCUUGGAGAACUAUUUUCCGGAGGAUUUCCGUGGAAAGAAAGAUGUGGAAUUUCUUGAGAUGAAGCAAGGGAAUGGAAUUGUGGCGGAGUAUGCUGCAAAAUUCCAAGAGUUAAUCAAGUAUUGUCCUCAUUACAGUACUACAAAUGCAGAGAGGUCUAAGUGUUUGAAGUUUGUGAACGGUUUGAGGCAUGACAUUAAGAAGGCUAUUGGUUACCAGAAGAUUACUCAUUUUGCGGAAAUGUCAGACCAGAUGUCAAGACAUCCUUAUAUGACAUAUGAGUCUGCUGUAACUAGAAUUUCAAGGAUUUUCGGCAUUCCGUGUCACGCUUGGAAUAUUGAGUUUUUCAUGGAGUUUGCUAACUGGGUGGGAAGAUACGUCUGUUUAGAUGAGAAUACGUUGUAG